AUGGGGCCUAGUGGCCUCAUAAUACAGGCCAACCUGAACCACUCGGCCAGGGCACAAGACCUACUUGUGCAAUACCUGGUCGAGCGGGGUACCGGGUUGGCCGUAGUGGCGGAGCCAUACAGGGUCCCCGACCAUCCUCAUUGGAUGGGGGACACGAGCGGCUCCGCCGCCAUAUACUGGGUAGGUAGACCGGGAUCCUCGGCGUGCUCGGUCAUCGAGCGCGGCUGGGGAUUCCUGGCUGUUGAUUGGGGCGGCACCGCGGUCGUGGCAAUCUAUGCGCCUUUUAGACGGUCCCUUGAAGAGUUCGAACGGAGCCUGGACGGGGUAGGGAGAUGCGUCUCCCGCUGCCUGCCCCGUCAGGUGCUGGUCCUGGGGGACUUCAAUGCCAAGGCUACGGUCUGGAGGUCCCCCGGGACGGACACGAGGGGCCGGGAGGUGCUAGAGUGGGCGGCGGGACUUGAGCUUCGUCUCCUAAACACGGGCUCGGUCCAUACGUGCGUGCGGCAUAACGGGGGCUCUAUUGUUGACCUCUCGUGGGCAACAGCCCCGGCCGCGCGACGUAUUACGAGGUGGAGGGUGGCGGAGGAGGUCGAGACAUUGUCUGACCACAGAUAUAUUGUUCUCGGCCUCUCCGCUGCCGCAUCGACACCCCGACGUCGCCCCAUCAAUGAGGGUUCGCCUCAGCCGCGGUGGGCGCUGAAGCGUUUCGACCAGGACGCUCUGAUGGCUGCAGCCCACGUCGUGGCCUGCCCAGGUACACCGGCUGGGUCCGUCGACGGGACAGGGGAGGCUCGUUGGUUCCGGGGCGCCAUGACGUCGAUUUGCGACGUCGCCAUGCCCCGGGCCAAGGUCAUCCCGAGGAAGGCGGUGUACUGGUGGUCGCGCGCCAUAGCGGAUUUACGCAAUGAGUGCGUUCGCGCGCGACGCCAGUACGCCCGCGCCCGUCGACGACGAAGAGGAGACGACGUGCUGGCUGCGCAGCUGUAUGGGCGAUACUGGGAGAAGGUGAUCGCCCUGCAGCUGGCCAUCAGGCGGGCAAAAGACUAG
Messenger RNA from Megalopta genalis, 1047 nucleotides. NCBI's taxonomy places the organism in Eukaryota, Metazoa, Arthropoda, Insecta, Hymenoptera, Halictidae. The record is from RefSeq and is a predicted model, not a curated record.